AUGCACUCCAUAAUAUCUCCGGAGAUGUACGCGUGGGGGUCCUUGGCUUCCAAAAAGAUAGCUUCACCAGACUUGAGCGUGCAGUGGUUCAACAUCAAGCAACCGCAGAAGAGACCAAUGUCGUUCGGGAACUGGGCGUCCAGUCUUUGGAUCAGGUCGGCUAAAGUCUCGCCAAACAGGGCAGGGUCGGACUUGGUCUUCUUGACAAUGCUGGCAGCCAAAGGCUCGAACUUGGACUCUGGGCUGUUCAUCACACGGCUGAAUACUUUUUGCAGCAGCUUCUUCUUGCCAGCAACGUCCGCAGAAGCAAUACCAGAGUGGAAUUCCUCGGUCACAUCAGCUCCCACGAGUUCCUUGAACUCUGGAAUUUUCUGCAACAGCUCAUCGAUUUGUGCCAGAGGCUUGAAUCCACAGAACGCCUCGAAGUCGGUGAUAGCAACGGCCAUCUCCGGCUUGUGGUUGUCGUCUGGGUAG
Molecule: messenger RNA, 474 nt
Organism: Ogataea philodendri
Lineage: Eukaryota; Fungi; Ascomycota; Pichiomycetes; Pichiales; Pichiaceae
Exons: 1
Coding region: 1-474 (157 amino acids)
Source: RefSeq, a predicted model, not a curated record